Messenger RNA from Syngnathus typhle (broad-nosed pipefish), 1773 nucleotides. Its product is annotated as cytochrome P450 3A30. The record is from RefSeq and is a predicted model, not a curated record. Gene Ontology annotation, molecular function: oxidoreductase activity, acting on paired donors, with incorporation or reduction of molecular oxygen, reduced flavin or flavoprotein as one donor, and incorporation of one atom of oxygen; heme binding; steroid hydroxylase activity. The coding region runs from base 74 to 1609 and encodes 511 amino acids. Lineage: Eukaryota; Metazoa; Chordata; Actinopteri; Syngnathiformes; Syngnathidae. The transcript is spliced from 13 exons.
UUUCUGCACGCACACCACAGAAAGGAGUUUUACUUGCCACAUCCUGCACCUGACAGCAACGGAAUUGGACAACAUGGUCCCUUUUCUGUAUUUUUCUAUUGAGACGUGGACUUUAAUAGCCAUUGUCAUCACUUUACUGGCAGUAUAUGGAACUGCCCCAUAUGGCAUUUUCAAAAAAUUAGGAAUCAAAGGUCCCAAACCUUUACCCUUUAUUGGGACAUUUCUAAAUUACCGGAAGGGCAUCCAUUAUUUUGACUUGGAAUGUUUUCAAAAGUACGGAAAAGUGUGGGGGUUGUAUGAUGGCAGACAGCCUAUCAUAGCUGUUAUGGACACCGCUAUGAUCAAAACCAUCUUGGUUAAGGAAUGUUAUUCUGUCUUUACCAACAGACGGGAUUUGGGCCUCAAUGGACCUUUAAGGGAUGCCGUCUCAAUAGUAGAGGAUGAGGAUUGGAAGAGGAUCCGCAGUGUACUCUCGCCGUCAUUCACAAGUGGCCGACUGAAAGAGAUGUAUUCAAUAAUGCUGCAACAUUCUGGUACGCUCCUCAAGAGUCUUCAGAGGAAAGUAGAUGCUGAUGAAGUUAUUGAAGUCAAAGAAGUGUUUGGUCCUUACAGUAUGGAUGUUGUAACCAGCACCGCUUUCAGCGUGGACAUUGAUUCAAUCAACCGCCCCACUGAUCCAUUUGUGGCCAACAUUAAGAAAAUGACCAAGUUUGACUUCUUGAAUCCUAUGCUUGUGCUCAUUGUUCUCUUUCCGUUCCUGCGGCCACUGAUGGAGAAGAUGGACGUGUCUUUCUUCCCUGCCGACGUGUUGACUUUCUUCUAUAAUUUCCUACAGACCAUCAAAGCUGAUCGGAACCAAAAAAGUGACAAAAACCGAGUAGAUUUUAUGCAGCUUAUGGUGGACUCUCAGAGUUCAGGAUCCAGCAAAGAAAAUGCUAACAACCAAAAAGGUCUGACUGAUCAUGAAAUCCUCUCUCAGGCCAUGAUCUUCAUUUUUGCCGGUUAUGAAACAAGCAGCAGCUCACUAUGUUUCUUAGCUUACAACCUAGCAACUCACCCCCACAUCCAGAAGGCCUUACAAGAGGAGAUUGAUGAAACAUUUCCAGACAAGGUUCGACCGCGCUACGAGGACCUGAUGCAGAUGGAAUACCUGGAUAUGGUGAUGAACGAGUCAUCGAGGCUGUACCCUAUCGCGAAUCGAUUGGAAAGGGUAGCUAAGGCAUCUGUGGAAGUCAACGGUGUGACAAUUCCGAAGGAAACCGUUAUCAUGGUACCCGUUUACGCUCUACACCGUGACCCUUCUUUGUGGCCUGAACCAGAGGCUUUCAAACCUGAAAGGUUUAGCAAAGAGAACAAAGACAGUAUAGAUCCGUACGCCUUCUUGCCAUUUGGAGCAGGGCCGAGGAAUUGCAUUGGAAUGCGAUUUGCUCUCCUGAUGAUGAAGUUGGCCUUGGUGGAGAUCUUGCAGCACUUCAGCUUUGUCCCCUGCAAGGAAACAGACAUUCCGAUGGAGUUGUCAAUAGAUGGAUUUACAUCACCCAAGAAUCCUAUCAAAGUGAAACUUGUGCCAAGAGCGGCCAGAGCGGAUUGUACUGCAAGAGAAAUCUGAUUCUCUCUCUGUCUCUCUCUCUGUCUCUCUCUCUCUCUGUCUCUCUCUCUGUCUCUCUCUCUGUCUCUCUCUCUGUCUCUCUCUCUGUCUCUCUCUCUGUCUCUCUCUCUGUCUCUCUCUCUCUCUCUCUCUCUGUCUCUCUCUCUCUCUCUCUCUCUCUCUCU